This is a messenger RNA of Amoebophrya sp. A120, 377 nucleotides long. Lineage: Eukaryota; Dinophyceae; Syndiniales; Amoebophryaceae. The record is from the annotation of a GenBank genome assembly.
AGCCAAGUUCCGUACUUACAAGAAAGAGAAGUCCUCGAUGGCCACGUCAUCCCCGGUGCGGACUGUAUUUCUUCCCGGGAGUGUAGCGCGGGUACCCUUCAAGGAGAGCGAUGUUUUCUUUGAAGAACUGGGGCGUACUAAACAGCUACGGGAGACCGCCUUCUACGCGCGGGAUUUCGACGCGACGACAAAGCGGACAGGAGCAUUCGAAAGCGUUCCGAUCGAUCGUUACGAACAUGAGCGGUUCGUGAACACAGCGAAAAAAGCGGUCAGCGCUUGUUUAAAAGCGGUUUUGGAGGCAAGCUUUGUUCUUGAUACUGUUCCUGGUAGAGGUCCUCGUGGAAUAAAUACAUCAAAUCAAGGCCGCGGAGUUGGAG